GCUUCAUUUAUAGAACAAAAACACACUCACACACUCUAAGGUUAACAGUGUCACGCCUCUUGAGCCAUGGCCUGUUUAUUUAAAUCAAGGUGGCUUGUUCUUCUAAUAGCAGUGGCUGUAAACACAGCAGCUCAAAAGACUUCACCAAGAAAUAUCGUCACAUCAUGCCUGGGGAACAUCAUGCGUGUGGAUGUGGGUCCACUCGGAGGGAAGUUUCUUGAAGUUGCUGUAGUCAUGAGUAAAUUCGACAUUUCAGACUUCUUUCUUUUCUUUUUUGUUGACGCCGUCUCUGUUUGUCCUCAAACUGACUCCUUGUUUAAAUCUUCCUCCUCAGACAACUCCACCAUCCUUCUCACGCCACGCUUGGCCAGUCAGUGUGGCUUCAGCAUCAAGGCAGACCAGUGGGGCAGCGCCAUGAUUUAUGCCUCCCUUCACAACUGUUUUGCCCAAAUUGUGGACGAUGCGUUCACCACAACAUUAAACCUUCGACUGCAUGGGAACCAGAUGGCUGUGGACGAGCUGUACCAUGUGGAGGAAACCUGUCCCUACUCUGACUGGAGCUCCAGGGAAAUCGUCUGUGACCGCAAUUAUAUGGAGGUGUCUGUAGAGAGGACAGCUCCCGAAGAUUAUUCCCUGCCUGCGAAGUCCAUGUCAGGUUCCAACUCUAAGUCUCCUAACGCUCAGCAACCUGCAAAGAAAGAGCCUUUAGACGCUGGAUUCAGAAUGGCCUCCAUCGUGUUCUUCACUCCCGAGAAGGAGACGACCAUGACCGUGACGGCGGCUCAGAGAAGAGGUUAUGGGAUUGGAAACACUCUGACGAGGCUGGUGCUGCGAAGCUCCAAGACUGCAACUGAAACGUUCUCCCAGGCAAUAGACGCGGUGCCAAUGACGGUGCUGAAAACCUCUACGGCCUUUGAAAAGAAAUGGCUGGUGACUCAGAUCAAUGCGACAGCGGCCUGUCCAUCUGACGCCAGCGUUUUCUUCACUCCAAACACAAUCACCUGGUACCUGCCCCAGCACAUUAGCCCGCUCACAUCCUCCGAGCAGGUGACCCUGCUGGAAGUGCACAUGGGCGUCGACGGCCAGAGAGUGGACGCUGCAGAGAUGGCUGCCAGAAAAUACACCCUGACCAUCAAUAAUGUAUACGUCAUCCUCGCAAUCCCUAUAGGGGCCGCCGGCGGCCACUUCAAGAGUCACGUCAAGGAUGACCAGUAUCACACAUCCUACACAAUCGAGCCGAUGCUUGAGUUGCUCUGGACCGAGGACGCCACUCGCGACGUCACCAGAUACAAAGUCCUCUUACCCAUCAGCACGCCGCUGCACCCUCAAACUCUGCAAGUUAUCGACAACACGGUCCCAGAGGAGCGGGUGUUUAAAGUGAUGCUAGGGCCUUUUGGCUCGGACGUGGCUCUCAUGAACGUCACCUUCAACACUCAGGUGCUGACAGUUGAAGAGUGCCUCGCCAGAGGUUUUAACAUCCUGGAGCACAUCUCCCCCAACGGCAGCGUGAAGGUCUUCUCGCUCGAAGUGCCCUUCACAGACCCUGUGGUGCAACAAAUGAAGGGAACAUUGUUUACCGUGAACGUCCUUCACCUGACCUUUGGCCUGCUGGUGCUGCCAGAGUUUGCGCCAUUUUCUCUCUCUGCCUCUCUGGAAGCUAAAGUGUUCGACAUAGCUGCUCCCUCCAUCUCUGGCGUGUGCGACUAUGAAAACUUCUACGUCCUCGUGAAACACGGCUCCCAGGGCUUCGACUUUCAGACAAUCGUGGGGAAGCGGCCGUUGACCCCGAGUCUGGCUCGGCAGUACGGUUACAUGGAGAACGACACGCACAUGAGUUUUGUGGUGCCUUUUUCAGCCGACGACGCCACCUUCGAGGCUGUGGAGCCGAUGUCCAUCAGGAGCCGACUGGAUGUGACCCUGAGGAUCCCGGGAACCAACAAAAACAUCAGAGAGUUUGCUUUGGCGUGCGACUUUGCUUCCACACUCACUGAAUGUUUUCCGAACGGAACGAUGACGGCUCUGGCUGUGAAACUAGAGUCGGUUCCCAGUCUGAGCACCGGUCAGCUCACGCUCCGAGACUCCAGCUGUGGUCCGUCCUACAGCGACGACCGUUACGCUUACUUUGUCUUCACCGGAGACUCCUGUGGGACCACCAGGAAGUUUUUUCCAAAUGUGAUGCUGUAUGAAAACGAAAUCUCUCUGCCAGACGAACUUGAAACGGCAAAAACAGAAGAGCCUGCAUAUGAACUGAAGAUUUCCUGCUACUACGACAUCAACACUACUAACGCCGUAGCGUUCCACACCAGACCUCGCAGGAGCGAACCGUACGCCGAAAACGCCAACGGAGAGCUGCGAGUUGCGAUGAGGCUCGCUUUGGACGACUCGUACAGCGAGUUUCACCGAGCCGAGGACUACCCUGUCCUGAAGUACUUGCAGCAGCCGCUCUAUUUCGAGAUUGAGCUGAAUGCCACGAAUCCCAGAGUGUCGCUGGAGGUGGAGAACUGCUGGGCGACCCUGAAUGAAGACAGGACGUCCAAGCCAAGAUGGAACCUCCUCAUUGAUGGGUGUGCAAAUCCAGUCGAUCCUGAUCAGGUGGUCUUUCAUCCCGUUUGGGUGGACGCCAGAGUUCAGUACCCCGCUCACUUCAAACGCUUCGAGGUUCGGACGUUUGCCUUCGCUGAAGAUGAAGACAACUUGAAUAAUCAGCUCUUUGUCCACUGUGACGUGGUGAUCUGUGACGCCCGAAAUCCACUGGGUGGCGUUUGCACCAGUCGGUGUUCAAACCAGGGAAGCGGGAUAAAAGGUCAAAGACGAGCCGUUUCAGAUGUACACAGUUCCACACACACGUCAGUUGGACCCAUAGUUGUAAGCUAACAAGAUCGUAAUAAAACAUUUUUACAAGACUUGA
Molecule: messenger RNA, 2908 nt
Organism: Solea solea (common sole)
Lineage: Eukaryota; Metazoa; Chordata; Actinopteri; Pleuronectiformes; Soleidae
Exons: 20
Coding region: 67-2874 (935 amino acids)
Source: RefSeq, a predicted model, not a curated record